AUGCCGCGCCUCGCUGAGGGUUCACACGAUGCUUUUUUCACCCUCCUCGCUUCUAUCCUCGCACUCAUCCCACUCGCCACUUCACUAAGACUACAAAGAGAGCGAUUGAUGAUGUUUUUGCCGAGGCUGCUAUUCCAAAGUCCGAAGGAAGUUGCAAUUCACCGAAAGGCUAUUACUGAUGGAUUUACGGAAAUUAAAGGGUGGAUUAAGACGAUGAUGGUGUUUGGCGGUGGAACUAUUUUCUUCGGAUUCGGAUCGCUUGCCUACAAAGUGAUGGUGUAUGACGUUGAUGCCAAAAAAGAAAUGAUGGCACAUACCGCACGUGUCGUCCACGAGUCGGAGGAGAGACUCCAGACCCGCUUCGGUAGCCCCCUAGAUAACUUUGAACAAAAAACCCAGGCCCAAAUUGAAAACUUGAAGCUUGAGACGAAGUCGGAGAUUGACAAGCUCGGGCAUUUGGUCGAAUUGUCUACCAAGAAACGCUAAUGAGGCGCAUUAUUAUGGGGGUGGAAAUGGUGGUUAGUGCUGUUUUUUUCUUCUGUUUGUUAGAGGCAAUCGGGGGCGUUCGUCGGAAAUCUCCGUUAGGGAGGAUUAGAUUCAAAUAAAUAGAGUCUUGAAAUUGCAUUUCUAUUCCAUUUGUUGUCUUGGGGGGGGUCACGCGAAGCGGGCUGUGGAGCCCUUAAUUCAAAUAUAUUUAUACUAGCUAAACCUAUCCGGUAUUCGCUAGUCCAUACAAAUCUACCUAUCCCGUAGCA
This is a messenger RNA of Tuber melanosporum (Perigord truffle), 755 nucleotides long. RefSeq lists its product as uncharacterized. NCBI's taxonomy places the organism in Eukaryota, Fungi, Ascomycota, Pezizomycetes, Pezizales, Tuberaceae. The transcript has 5 exons. The record is from RefSeq and is a predicted model, not a curated record. Bases 1 to 486 code for a protein of 161 amino acids.